Talaromyces stipitatus ATCC 10500 is the source of this 2909-nucleotide messenger RNA. Its product is annotated as PHD finger domain protein, putative. The record is from RefSeq and is a predicted model, not a curated record. Lineage: Eukaryota; Fungi; Ascomycota; Eurotiomycetes; Eurotiales; Trichocomaceae. Bases 1 to 2460 code for a protein of 819 amino acids. The transcript has a single exon. Gene Ontology annotation, biological process: regulation of transcription by RNA polymerase II. Gene Ontology annotation, cellular component: Rpd3S complex.
AUGGCACCUCAUUUACGUUCAAGUUCUCGAGCUACCUCGAAUAAUUCUCGCCCUUCUACCCCCACGGCAACUUUACCACCUGCAGACUACAUCUACGGAGACUCUAACAGACCGCGCAAGCAGCGCCGUACGGGCCGCAACUCGCGCGUCGGUGUCGAAUCCAUGGAUGAUUCUCGAGAGGCCACCACGGAGCCACAGGACGCUUCUACGACCAAUUGUUCACAUCCUCUUGCUGAGAAUGGUGACCAGCCAAAUCGUCAGCCGCAUGUGGUCGGAGCAGAUGGAAAAAUAACCAUCGACCAACUGGUUCAUGAGUCGAAAUGGGAUGAGCCUCCUGUGAGAGAUCCUCAACCCAGUUACAAAGACUACACUUGGUCCGGCGCCUGGUACGGCACCAAUCCAGCCCUGUCUACCAUGCGGCCCUUGGGACAGCUCCCCAACGCAAGUGACAAGCGCAAAGCUGGGCUCAAGCCGCCCAAGCCGCCAGCCAAGGAAACCAAAGCAAACAACAAGAACAAGGCGGCCAAAAAGACAGCCAGCCAACAAAACAGCACGCCUGUCAACGAAGUUGUCACAAACAAAUCUGACUCAGAACCUUUGCCACUGUUUACAUCAUCUGAGUUUGAUGUUGAAAAAUUACGAACGCCGGUGCAAGCUGCUUUGAGUGUUGCUGAAGAAAAAGGUGACCUCGCAGUAUCCCAAGGUCUGCGUCAGAUGUGGAAGCAAGGCACCACCGAUCCUUUCAUGCUUUCCGUCCUUAAUAGUGUGAUGAGAAAAACUCCAGACGCAGAACAAAAGGCCGUCUUCAAAGCAAUUAUGCGCGCUGCCUAUAAGCAAACACGCCCAACCCUACCUCUCCCCGAAGCUACAGAAGCAGAGCCAAUAAGUCGCUCACUAUCUACUAACAGCAUUACUUCUGUGUCUUCUGCAAAAUCGGCCGAUGCGAGUGCUGCCAAACCUAUCACUACUACAACCAUGACUGAAAAUGGUACUGGCGCUGUCACUAGAGGACGCAAAAGGGCUCGCGAUUCAGAAAUAGCUCCCUCUUCAACUUCCAAUCUGGUUGAUGCUUCUGGUCAGAAGAGAUCGAUUGAAGAAGUUUACGACGGGGAGGAGAAAGAGGAUGCAGCUUCGGUUGCAAAACGCACUCGUCGCGACAAUUUCUCCAUUAUGGUAAAACCAAGUCAGAUUCGGUCUUCCUUGAGCAGGGAAAGUCCAAUGAGUGCAUCAGGCCCCAGGACAAGAAAUAAAGCAGCCAAAUCAAAUGGACUAGUGUCAAAUCAACAUGCUGCAGACGAAGGUCCUGAUAAUAAUGACUUCUGUCGGCAAUGCCAGCGCAGUGGUUCACUACUUUGUUGCGAUGGAUGCGUAAACUCGUAUCACUUUUCAUGCCUGGAACCUCCUCUGGAUCCUGCACAUCCUCCAGAAGGGGAGUGGUUCUGCCCAUCGUGUCAAAUGCGCAACUCGUUUGGCUCCCUUGUGAACAAUAUUAAGGACAGCGAACAAGACUUCCAGCUUCCACUCGAUAUACGAGAGUAUUACCAGGGCGUGCAAACUGGGAAGGGCGGCGUCUACCAGCAGGUUGCGGCGAACCUUCGACCUGGAACUCAUGGUAGAGGCAAGAAGGAAGGUAGCAAAUCAGACCAAGAAUUCCUUACCCGGCAGUUUGAUGCCAAAGGCAAAUUGAUUGUUUGUAUUGCAUGUGGCUUGAGCUCGAACGGUACUCGCCCUAUCAUCCAGUGUGACUAUUGCCCAUGCUACUGGCACAUGGACUGCACCGACCCGCCGAUGCCAAUCCCGCCGAAACAACAGAAUGCCAGUGAAAAGACCUAUCAUAACUGGAUGUGCCCCAAUCAUAUUGACCAUGAGCUCGCUAUCGUUCAUGAUGAGAACGGCGGAAAUGCUGCCAAGGCCCGCAUCCGCCGACCCCGAAACCCGCGUGUUAUUGAUGUUGAUGUCUUACCAGACGAUUCAGAAGUCGAAGAAUUACAGGAGACAGAAACACAAGGGAUUGUCUAUCGAGUUUCUGAAAAUGGCCUGAAGCUCAAUUUUCUCGAACGUGUCAAACGGGAGAACUUCGAAGCCGAAGUUCGUGCUUCAGCCGCAGCCCAGUAUAGGGAUUAUGCCUGUCGCAAAUUGGACCAACUAGUUGAACGAGCAACAGCAUUUUACGAAAAAGCAUUCGCACCCGAACCUUCGACUGUUGUUGAUGAUGCACGAGCUGCGAUUUUAAAUUCGCGUUCAGAUGCGGAUAGAGAGGCUGUCGCCAACCUUGUCGCUUUUGCCACGGAGAAUCGUGAUGCUCAACUCGUCCAGUCUGAAAAGAUUGGCUAUCUUGUGGAUGUGUUACUUGCAUCUUCGCCAGACGGAGCGCCAAAAGCUUUGAAUGAACUUGAUUCUCUUCAGGCAUUGAAAGAUCUUAUUGAUCGUCGCAUUGGGGUAUUGCAGAGCCCUGAUUGAACACUUGAACGCCUCCUUAACCUCGAGCGUCAAUUAUGAUGACGCAAGCUGACAUCUAUGUACCAUAGCAGUUUAUACUGCAUCUUCUCGCCUUGAAGAACUCAUCGUGUCUAUUACACAUAUCACAAGUAUUAUUUUGCAAAUUUCAAAAAAAAAAGGCUGAAAACGGCGUCCAGCUUGUUAUUGUUCUUCCCGCCGUUAUUCGUUCUGCCCAUUGCAGGCAUCAUUGGCAUAUAAGCCUCGUCUUUUCUUCAUUUUUGGUUGUCUUUUUCUGUUCCCAUUAGUCUUUUCACCAUUCUCGUUCUACUUUUUGUGCGUAUACGUCCUUAUUCUUUCAUGUUACUCUUUUAUUUAGGGUAGAUGAUUUAACUACCUUGUAUGCCUCCAGGACCAUUCCGAAUAUUGUAUGUUAGUCGAAGGUUUAGGAAUGGGAAAGGCUAUUCAUUGAU